AUGGCUGCAACUACUGUCCCAAGUGGUUUAAGCAGUAGCACGUGGAAGAAUGAGAGAACUCACACAGGGGAAAAGCCAUAUAAGUGCCAGAUCUGCCAAGCCCCUUUCACCACGAGCUCGUCUGUGUUGAAACACUUGCAAUAUGCUCAUCUCAACAUAAGGGAUUUCACUUGUGAGUUGUGUAAGAAGUCAUUCAUUUGCAAACCCAAACUGGAGGAACACAUGAAAAGAUAUAAGUGUGAGCUUUGUGGAGAAGGAUUUAUGAGAAGAUCAGCAAUAGAGAACCACAUUCUGGACCGACACCAUGGCCUGGAGUUCAUGCUGAGCUCAAACACGGCGAGGAGCAACAAGGAGGGUGGGAUGGCGACCUCUGCAACCUCGCCCUUCAUUUCAGUGGUGGGAGCUGAGGAUGCCAGCACAGAUGAUAGCUACAUUGUGAUCUAUGCUGAUGAGGAUGAGGAACUGGAGAAUUCCCAAGAGAUGGAGGUUACAGUCUCAGCAGAGGGGGGAGAGAACAGUGCUGGCCUUACAAGCAAACAGUUACCACUGGGAGCAAGCUGCCAUGCUGGGAGUUCUGUUACAGUAGAACAGCAGCCUGAUGUAUUAUCCAGAGUCAUCAUGAAGGGAGAAACAUCUAGUGAUAAUGCAGAAGCAAUAAUUGCAUUCAUGUCAACAGAGGAUGAGGUGGUGGUGCCCACAAUCACAAUGCAAGAAGACACCGCCUCAAACAUUGACCAGGUGAUGGAGAUAGAUCCUGCUCAGUUCAGUCAGGAAGUAGUAACGUGCAGUGGGACGGUGCCUGAGUACACGUGAACAAAGGCUGCGGAUGGUGGAAAUCCUGGAACAUUACAGAUAUGAGCAGGACUGUACUUAACUUUGUGAAUAUACAGAAACAAAUACUAUCCCAAAAAAGUGCUAAUUUGAAAUGUACACUCGUUCCUUGGUCUCAGUUAGCCACUAAAUUUUCUAACUUACACUGUCAGUUCAUCUUUCCUUGUCCUUAGUACAUUAUUUCUUACCAUGAUAUAAUAUAAGUUGCACCCUGAAUUGGCUGUGAUAUAUUUAGUGGAUCUCAUAAAGGAAAACUGUGUUUUUGUGUCAUUUGAAGGUUCCAGCAAUUAAAAUCUUUUUCUAAUUUCUGUACUCAAAAUGUAAAUUAACACAUUUUGAUUUAUAUAUGAAAUAUAUUAUACAAUAUUCACAUUACUUUCUCUGUAAAAAAGGAGAGAGAAAGAAUAUGGGUGACUCUGUUGUUGAGUCCACACUUCACUCUCUCUGUAGUCUUUAUAUUAUUCUGGGAUAAAACAAUGCGAGUAUUUCUAUAUUCAGGUUGACAAUACAAUUUACAUAUUUUGUGUGUUCACUUUUCAAUACCUGUAAUUACCCAGGGACUUUUCAUCAAACAAUCCAGUAAAUAAAACCCU
Messenger RNA from Penaeus vannamei (Pacific white shrimp), 1424 nucleotides. The record is from RefSeq and is a predicted model, not a curated record. Lineage: Eukaryota; Metazoa; Arthropoda; Malacostraca; Decapoda; Penaeidae.